Molecule: messenger RNA, 1365 nt
Organism: Micromonas pusilla CCMP1545
Lineage: Eukaryota; Viridiplantae; Chlorophyta; Mamiellophyceae; Mamiellales; Mamiellaceae
Exons: 3
Coding region: 1-1365 (454 amino acids)
Molecular function (GO): peroxidase activity
Source: RefSeq, a predicted model, not a curated record
AUGCCGACCGGCCUCACCGCGCGCGAAACCCCCGUCGCGAUCCGCGUCACGCACGUCCUGCUCGUCAUGGCGUGGAACUGCGUCGCGCGGCACCACGACGUCGCGCUCGAAUUUCACACGUUGAAGCCGCCGCCGAGACGCGCGCCGAAGAGCGCGCGCGACGACGCCCACAGACUGAAGUGCAUCGCUUCCGCGUGGGUGCACGCCGCGGAGGAGCUGCUCGGCGGCGCGGACGCGCGGGAGAUGUUGAAGGCGCGCGCGAUCGAACUCGGCGUGUACGACGACCCGGAAGGGGAAGCCUCGAACGCGACCGCCGCCGCCGCCGCGGGCGCGGGCGCCGCCGCCGCGGGCGCGGAGAUCGCGGACGAGGUCAUGACGUACGUCCGCGACGACGGUUGGAACGCGAACGGUCGCGAGAACGGCCGCGCGCACAACCUCCGACCGUACGCGGACUUCACCGGGUACGUCCCCGCGCCGCACAAAGAGGACGGCCUCCCGAGCGAGACGAACCCGCGGCGGUGGGUCCCGCUGCCGGAGACGAACGGUCUCGGCUAUUUCAGGCGCGUUCAUAUUUACACUGGUCCCCAUACGACCGCGUCGGCGUGUUUUCAAACGCACGUCACGCCUCACAUCGGCUUCAAAGCGCGGACGUACCUCCUGUCCGAGGACGAUCUGCGCGACCCGACGCGCGAGACGACGACGCCCGAGUACGACCUGAGAGCCGAGGCGCGCGACGUCGUCGAGCGGACGCGGACGUCGCUGAACGACACCGAGAAGAUGCUGGUCGAACUCGCGGACAACAAGUUCGCGUUGUCUCAGGCGCGUUUUGAUUCACACUGGUCCCCAUACGACCGCGUCCGCGUGGUGAACGCCCCGUUCGCGUACCGCAACGGGUGGACGCUCGUCGAGGGCGUCUUCUUCGAGCUCGCGAGCAACACCGGGAUCGUGGACGCGCUCGUCGUGAGCUGGAGGGAGAAGGUGAAGAACGACCACGUGCGGCCGACGAGCGUGGUGCACGGUCUUCUCGGCGACGAGACGUUGCUCGCGUGGGCCGGGCCCGGAUCCGACGAGACCGAGACGUCGAUGAAAGGUCGAGACUGGCAGCCGUACAUUCGAGUGAUGCCGCACAGCGAGCACCCGUCCGGGAGCUCGUGCAUAUGCUCCGUGAUCUUCGACGUCGCGCGCCUCGUCGCCGGGACGGACGAGUACGUCACCGUCGUGGACUUCAAGCGAGGGUCGUCGACGGCGGAGCCCGGGAAGACGCCGAGGGAGGACGUUCGGUGGACCGCGAACACGAUCAGGUGCGUUUUUCACCCACCCCUCGGUUUCAACAUUGUAUCGCGUCCCCUUUCAACUGACCGAUGA